UCUUCUGCCAGAAAAUCCAGAAGGAGAGUGACUGGCCAUCAGUGUGUGACCUCAAGCCCUACAGCCCCAGCAAAUCAACCAUCAAAAUGGAUCAAAAGUUAAAAUGCAGGUUUUGGCAUUGCUUUGUUAAAGCCUGAACCCAAAUUUGGAUUGAGAUUCUCUGACAUGGCCAUAAAUAUGUAUUCAUCAUGUACAAAAAUCCUCUAAUGUGGCUAAACUAAACCGAUUCUGCAAAGAACAGUGGGCUAAAAUAUGUUUUUUUAAUUGCAUUAUAGUUAAAAACAUGCUUGUAAUAUCUGACAAAUUGCUUAUCCUGCCAAAAUGGAAGGAAUUAGUAGCUUGAGGUAGUAAAAACACAAGAUGUGCAAACCUCCCGUUAGAGGUAUAGGCUGGUUGCCCUUGAAGAAACAAGCAUGCUUCUUAGUUGUCGGUUAUAAACUAUCCAGCUCUUUGAAGGCACGUAAAGCAGCCAAACGCUUUUUUUUUCUUCAAAAAGAGGAGUGUUGGGUAAGUCAGGGGAAAUUUACUCAGCACAAUAGAAGAGGAAGUAUUUAGAAAAAAAAGCUUUGCAAUGCACGUACGUUCCUCAUAGAACAGGAAUAGGAAGUAUGAAGAGGACAGAGCAGAAAAAAACCCAAAUCCUCAUCUCAAAGCGACACAACUGCUCUCAGCGUGAACCACAGAAGUCUGCUUUGUUUUCUUCUCCCUCUACGAGCCCUCAGGUGCUUCUGAAGCUGCCGAGCGCUUUUCUUCGGUGGAAACUGCGUCUCUGUGGAAAUCGCUGGCGGAAAGUAAAAGGAUGAGCGACUCGCUGGAGAGGACGACGGACUGUCCGGUGCUGACACUCGCAGAUGGGUCCAGUCAGACAGAAGAGAAAGAGAAGCUGGGAGGCGCAAGCGAGCUAUGCUGGCAAGAUGGAGGCCUGGCUUUGGAGCUGCAGAGAGGGAUGGAAACCCUACGGGUGAACAGAGAGCUGACCGACGUGACCCUCUGUGUUCAAGGGCAAGACUUCCCGUGUCACAGGGCCAUUCUGGCUGCCGCCAGUCAGUAUUUCAGGGCCAUGUUUUGCAGUGGACUCAGGGAGACUCACGAGGAGCGUGUGGAGAUAAAAGGCUUGGACAGCGGGACCAUGCGUUCUCUCCUGGAGUACACCUACACCAGCCGAGCCCUCCUCACACACUCCAAUGUCCAGAGAAUACUGGAGGCUGCCAGCCAGUUUCAGUUCCUCCGUGUGGUUGAUGCCUGCGCAAGCUUUUUGAGCAACUCUAUUCAUCUAGAGACCUGUAUAGGUAUCCUUAAUCUGGCCGACAGCCAUGCUUUGCCCCAUCUGAGGUCCAGGGCCCAGGACUUCAUCACCUCUCAGUUCUCUCAGGUGGUCCAGCAGCCGGACUUCCUUGAGCUACCAGGCGAGUCUCUGGAGGCCAUCCUGCAAAGGGACGACCUCGACGUGAAGUGUGAGGAGUGCGUCUUUGUAGCUUUGAUGCGCUGGGUGAGAGCCAAGCAAGAUGACCGCUAUCCAUUACUGGCCAGCUUGCUCUCGCAUGUGCGGUUGCCACUGUUGGAGCCGUCAUACUUUGUGGAAAAAGUGGAGUCAGAUGAGCUCAUACGUCGCUGCACUGAGGCUUUUUAUUUGCUGCAAGAGGCCCGCAUUUAUCAUCUUUCUGGUAGAGAGGUGGUCUCCGAGCGAACCAAACCACGAGUGCAGCACUUUCUGUCUGAAGUUUUUUUGAUCAUUGGAGGAUGCACUAAAGACGAACGCUUUAUUUCCACUGUCACCUGCUUGGACCCUCUGAGACGGAGCCGGCUGGAGGUGGCCCGCCUGCCGAUGACAGAGAUGGAAGAUGAGUCCCAAAACAGGAAAUGGGUGGAGUUUUCUUGCAUCACUUUCCACAACGAAGUUUACAUAUCAGGUGGCAAGGAGACCCAAUACGAUGUUUGGAAAUAUAACGGCGCCCUAGACAAGUGGAUCCAAAUUGAGUCGCUGUCAAGUGGACGCUGGAGACACAAGAUGGCGGUUCAUGGCGGAAAAGUGUAUGCACUAGGUGGAUUUGAUGGGGUUCAGAGACUUGCUAGUGUGGAAGCCUAUGAUCCUUUCCACAAUCGCUGGAAACAGGUGACACCUCUCGCAGAGGGCGUCAGCUCCUUUGCUGCAGCAACCUUUGACAAAUGGAUCUAUGUGAUUGGUGGUGGCCCUAAUGGAAAACUAGCCACAGAUAAAGUUCAGUGCUGGGAACCAGGGACGGACAGCUGGGAACUACGGGCACCCAUCCCUAUAGAAACCAAAUGCACCAAUGCUGUUACAUUCAAGAACUGCAUCUACAUAGUUGGUGGGGCCAUGCACGCCAUGUACUGCUACUCCCCCCUGUCCGACUCCUGGUCCCUUGUGACCCGUCUGGGGGAGAGGGCCAGUUGCGCCAUCGCAGCCUGCAACAACAAACUUUUCAUCACAGGGGGACGGGACAACAAGAACCUGGUGAUCUCCACGGUGAUGUGCUGGGACGUGGAUCGAGGGGUGUUGACCGAGGAGUGCGUCCUGCCGAUGGGGGUGUCCCACCAUGGCAGUGUGACGCUUAUGAAGUCCUACACACACAUUCACAGAGUCACACCACCGUCAGAGUGUCAGUGACACAAGCCUCUGUGAAACCAGACUUUAUCUUUGCUACAGCGAGGAGCUACUUGAGACGACGCGGGAAAAAAUGUAGCUUUCUCAUUCACUUGCCACUUUACAAUGAGCUGUCACAGUGUUCAUACUAAUAUAAGCAGCGUAGUGAUUUUUUUAUUGCUCUACUCUUUGAUAACAUUUAGUUUGUUUAAAUAGUUCUUGAUUUUUCUGCUCUCUGAGAUAUGAACUAUGUUAAAAUGUGUUUUAAAUCACACUUCAGCAGUAAAAAUGCAUCUUAACACACUGAAUAUAAUUGAAAAGAAAAUAAUUUAGCAAUUCAAUUUAAAAGGCAAAAUUGACUUUCCUCUAAAACAAGGUUUUGGACCACUACAGUCAGAGUCCUUCUUGUCCAGUUACUGUUGAUUCUUUAACGUCUUCUACUACACAACAUAAUGUAGAACAAAGCUUUCAAAUAAGUUUACAAAAUAAAAACAAACAGUGUGUAACAGAAUUGAAUUACCUAAUUGCAUUGGUCCUUGACACCCCCCCCCCCC
Messenger RNA from Fundulus heteroclitus (mummichog), 3156 nucleotides. It is a transcript of the gene klhl6, whose product is annotated as kelch-like family member 6. The record is from RefSeq and is a predicted model, not a curated record. Lineage: Eukaryota; Metazoa; Chordata; Actinopteri; Cyprinodontiformes; Fundulidae. The transcript has 7 exons. Gene Ontology annotation, molecular function: protein binding. Bases 800 to 2626 code for a protein of 608 amino acids.